AUGAAUCCAGAUGCAUUUCCAGCGCCGGUUGCUGCGUUGGACCACCCCGUCAUGGACAAGAUGAUGCAGGAGCUGGCGGCAAUGAGAUACCCAGAUCGGCAUACACCGACACCACCAACUUACACCAGCGUGGUCACCACGAUCAGGUACAACGAUGAGUAUCACCGGAACUGCGUGACCCCCGCGCAACGCGCAGCAGCAGCCAAAAUCCAAGAAUGGUAUCUAGAGGGGUCUCAGGAUGUCAUGAUGAGGUUUUACAACCUCGGAUUGAGCCGCGUGUUCACCGCGGCACACCUCUAUGCGCUGGAUUUUAGUUUGUGGAUGAGAGGAUACGCCCUCCCCCGCGGUGACUUUGGCAACGACAGAUUUUACUACACAAAGCCGUCAGCUCACGUUGGGCCUUUCUCCUCCGAGUACGACAAUUUCUUCGCAGAAAGAUUCCGUGAGAGACACAUGGCCAGCCGUAUGGUUACACCCAGGGACAUGUCUCCCCAGAGUGCACCAGGCCGGUCCCAGCAUGUCACCAUCACCAGCACCAAUAUCGACCCACUAGUGAGAGAGGAGACCGAGCGAGCCAAUCUCGAGAUACCUGCGAUACAGGCUCCCCCAACGUCGACAGCCCGACCAAGGCGUGAUUCAAACAAGCCGAGCCUUGACGCUGGUCUUCCGAGCGCCGAGAUCAACCAACCAUUGAAACAGGAAGCCAAGCCAGCUCCUCCCGCGAACUCUGCGACAGAGGCCCACCUAACGUCGACAACUAAACCAAGCAGUGGUUCAAACAAGCCCAACAUCACGAGCGGCGACAUUGACCAACAACUGAGACGGGAAACUAAGCCCGCUCCUACCGCGACCUCUGCGACAGAGGCACACUCAACGUCGACAGCUAAAGCAAGCCGUGGUUCAAACAAGCGGAGCCUCGACGCGGCCGACACCAUGGCCCUAGCUCCGCAACCCAAGAGGGCACAGCCAGGACUCCCUCUGAGGACGCUGACCAGCAUGGGCCUGCUUGGUCGCCAUGAGGCCAAAUUCAAGACCCUGCGGCAAUAG
This is a messenger RNA of Neurospora tetraspora, 1047 nucleotides long. RefSeq lists its product as uncharacterized. The transcript is spliced from 4 exons. Bases 1 to 1047 code for a protein of 348 amino acids. The record is from RefSeq and is a predicted model, not a curated record. NCBI's taxonomy places the organism in Eukaryota, Fungi, Ascomycota, Sordariomycetes, Sordariales, Sordariaceae.